Molecule: messenger RNA, 1990 nt
Organism: Sarcophilus harrisii (Tasmanian devil)
Lineage: Eukaryota; Metazoa; Chordata; Mammalia; Dasyuromorphia; Dasyuridae
Gene: TLDC2
Product: TBC/LysM-associated domain containing 2
Exons: 7
Coding region: 125-766 (213 amino acids)
Biological process (GO): response to oxidative stress
Cellular component (GO): nucleus
Source: RefSeq, a predicted model, not a curated record
CCACAGCCUCCAAUUCAUUAUGCAGACGCACAGAGAUGUCUUUGGAAACCUGCAAAAGACUAGGCUCCUCUCUGCCCCGCCCUGAGCUGCCCAUGACCCAGCCGGCCUGGCCCCAGGCAGCAGGAUGAGAGGGCUCCGAUGGCGGUACACCCAGCUGCCCAGCCAACCAGACGACCCACUGCCAGGAGAGGCUGAGGACGAGCCUGUGCCCCAAUUUGUGCCAACUGCCCAUGGCCCCGGCAUUGAGGAGGCUUGGGUCCCCUCCCUGGGAGAGAGCAAAGUCCUUCAUGCGGAGGAAUUCAGGCAGCUCAUCCCCCACUUUCCCCCUCGGUUCACUGGCUACUCCUGGACUCUCGUUUACUGCACUGCAAGGGAUGGUUUCAGCCUGAAGAGCUUGUAUCGGAGGAUGGAGGGCCAGAGCUCCCCUGUGCUACUAGUCCUCAGGGACAGGGACGGGCAGAUAUUUGGUGCCUUCUCCUCGACAGCCCUCCGGGUCAGCAGCUGUUUUUAUGGCACUGGAGAAACCUUCCUGUUCUCCUUCUCCCCACAUCUGAAGGUAUUUAAGUGGACGGGAAGUAAUUCUUUCUUUGUGAAAGGAGACCUGGACUUGCUGGUGAUGGGCAGUGGCAGUGGACACUUUGGGCUGUGGUUGGAUGGGGACCUGAACCACGGUGGGAGCCGCCCCUGUGCAACCUUCAACAAUGAAGUCCUGGCAAGCCGGGAAGAAUUCUUCGUACAGGAACUGGAGGCCUGGGCCUUGGGCUGAUGUCCCCAGGAAGCAGACUGACCUUUUCACUGUUGCUCACCACUUCUCUCCCCAGGGUAACAGCAUAUAGCAUUAAGGGGCAGUUUAUAAGUUGUUGGCCCUGGUUCCUUGGUUAGCUUUGUGAAUAUCUGCUGUACCCACUUAUCAGAAGGCUUGUAUAACUAGGGAAAGAAUAUGGGGGCUAGAGCCCAUCUUAGAAGUAUAUUCCAGUUGCUAAUGGACAGCCUUCUUCAGAACUUCCAGAUAACCUGACAAAAGGAACAAAGUUCCCAAUAAAGACUGCUCCACUCAGGGUCCUGGGAACUGGAAAACCACUCUUAUUUCUUCUCAACACUGCCCUAUCUUGUAAUUUUCUCAAAGGCUAGUUACUAUGGACACUGUGACCAUGAUGUUUCAUGGCCGGUACACUUCUCUGCCCCAAUCCAAGCAAUGCUCAAAUCCGGGAGAUGAUUUAAGAAGUGGUUUAGGUGGGGGAGAGAUCACAUUUCGGUUCAAACACUCUGUAUUCCCUUGUUUAAGAUGUUUCAGUUGCCAUGGGCUGGUCUACCAUAGUUACAAACUACCCAAAUCCACAUCAGGCUGAAACCCAGAAUAAACUCUUUAUUGUGGAAAUACGACAGAGUCAUGCGGGAUCAACAUUAUAAACGUUUUCACAUGCCUGGCCAACCAUAAGGAGUUAGUUCUAAGAGACAGGAGAGGAAGAUUGUGGUCUAUAUCCAAGGAGGACAUCAAAGAAGGAUCCAUCUGAAAUCUCUUUUGCUCCUGAUGUUGCUCAGGAGAGGCUGUGAGUCUCUGGGCACGAGAAACUAAGAUAAUUCUACUGGUCAAGUACCUGCUUUUCCCUCCACUAUUAAAAGACUUUUCCCUUUCAUGGCUUCUAUUCCUGUGAAGUUGGGUCAUAGAAAUGAAGUUACACAGAUUGAGCUAAAUGCCAUCUACACUCACAGGACGAAUGGGUUGAUGAGAGAAUGAAACAUUUGUGGCCAAGAUGAAACAGGUUUCUCUUGUUGGAUGAAAGAACAAUCUUGGGUAAACCAUGGGUCCAAUUACAGCCGGAUAAUGACAAGUAGCAUGAAAGAAAUCCUGAGAGCAGAUUAUUUGGAGAUACAUUCAUAAAGCUUCAUUGCUGUAUUUCUCCACGCCUGUCACAGCAAUCAAUUUUUUAAAAUGCUAUAGUCUUAACAAGAGACUUUAAUUCCAGUGAUGGAAUUACCAAAGUUUGCA